Molecule: messenger RNA, 741 nt
Organism: Schistocerca piceifrons (Central American locust)
Lineage: Eukaryota; Metazoa; Arthropoda; Insecta; Orthoptera; Acrididae
Product: extensin-1-like
Exons: 1
Coding region: 1-741 (246 amino acids)
Source: RefSeq, a predicted model, not a curated record
AUGCAUCACUGGCUACCACCUAUCACUGGUUACCACCCAUCACCUGCUACCACCCAUCACUGGCUACCACCCAUCACUGGCUACCACCCACCACUGGCUACCACCCAUCACUGGCUACCACCCAUCACUGGCUGUGACCGGUCACUGGCUGUCACCAAUCACUGGCUACUACCCAUCACUGGCUACCACGCAUCACUAGCUACCACACAUAACUGGCUACCACCCAUCACUGGCUACCACCCAGCACUCACUACCACCCAUCACUGGCUACCAGCCAUCACUGGCUACCACCCAUCACUGGCUACCACCCAUCACUGGCUAUUACCCAUCGCUGGCUACCACCCAUCACUGGCUAUCACCCAUCACUGGCUACCACCCAUCACUGGCUACCACCCAUCGCUGGCUACCACCCAUCACUGGCUACCACCCAUCACUGGCUACCACCUAUCACUGGUUACCAUACCACCCAUCACUGACUACCACCCAUCACUGGCUACCACCCACCACUGGCUACCACCCAUCACUGGCUACCACCCACCACUGGCUACCACCCAUCACUGGCUACCACCCAUCACUGGCUACCACCCAUCACUGGCUACCACCCAUCACUGGCUACCACCCAUCACUGGCUACCACCCAUCACUGGCUACCACCCAUCACUGGCUACCACCCAUCACUGGCUACCACCGAUCACUGGCUAUCACUGAUCACUGGCUUUCACUGAUCACUGGCUAUCAUUGA